ACGUAACCCUGUAUCCACACAAUUUCCUGAGUGUAACUUCUAUUCAUAGCGAGUUUGGGUUAGUGGUAUAGCACUUAGAUGGGUCUAAGUGUUUUUGCAUUGACAGACCAUCAAACAGAAGCAGGUGUGUAUGUUGUCCCUCACCUGUCUGCGCGCGGGGCCUUUCCACACCGACCCCCUGUCCUCUUACUUCCGCUCGGUCGCGCAGCUAAUCCCGAUCAUCUGACAUCAGGACAAAUGGCGGACCAGGAUGGCAGCGACACAUCUCCGACAGUACCACAAGUCUCUGACUCGCACCCAACCUUGACCCUCUCCAGUGAGCCUGACUCCUCAACGUCCGGCCAGGUCCUGUCCACCACCCCAACCCUCAGCCCAUCACUGUCCACCACUCCAACCCUCAGCCCAUCACUAUCACCUACACCUACUCACAGCAACAAUGCUGCUAACAAAGCAGAGCCGUUGGUCCUCAAGAUCAACGAGAGACAGAGACUGGCCCGGGAACGUCGAGAGGAAAGGGAGAAACAGAUCGCUGCCAGGGAGGCUGCGUGGCAGGAGAGGGAGGAGAGGGCCAGACACUACUAUGAGAAACACCUGGAGGAGAGGAGGAGGAAGGUGGAGGAACAGAGGAGGAAGGAGGACAGGAGACGAUCUGCUGUGGAGGAGAAGAGAAGACAGAACCUGGAGGAGGAGAAGGCCCGUCAUGAGGCAGUGAUGCAUCGGACAGUGGAGAGAAGUCAGAGAGCCAAACCCAACCACUGGACUUGGGGCGGGACCAUGACCACACCCACCACACCCGGGGGUUUUGUGGAGUCGUCGUUCCUAUAUCCCCUCGACGUAGCAGGGCUGGAGCACCAUCUCCAAGAUGCUGACAGACGGUCUGUGUCGACCGUGAACCUUUCCAAACAUGCAGCUGAUCCAGUUAUAACCAAGAGACUGUCCUACUCCUCUGCUACACUCUUACACUCUCCUGACAGAGGCAUGCGGCAAAACACAGUGGUCAAGCGUGUUCUACAGCCUACACUCUCCUACUUGGCACGCAGCCGCAGCGCCAUGAGCUUGUCUGGAGACACUGGAGCCAUGCCUGCAUGUCCUCGCUCGGUGUCCUGCCACCCUAUGGGGUCUAUGUCCUUCAAGUCCAUCCAGUCCCAGCCUCUGACCGUCUGCCGCAGCCAAGAGCCACUCCUCCCCAGGGACAUGACCAACCGCAGGAGGACCACCGGAAAAGCACCGGAUAAAAAUAGGGACUCAGUCAGAAAGUCUUGGAGCAACCUCUCCAUGCCUCUGACCACGCCCCCUCUGACCACGCCCCCUCUGACCACACCCACUGACAAAAUGUCCCGGUCGCCACGGAAACAGCAGAGUAGAGUGACAGCGCCCUCGCCUGGCAGACCACCCCAGAGAGAGAAGCCGUCCCCUCGCCCCUCCACCCCCAAGCAGCUGUGGUCUUCCAGUGGGGGGAUGUGGGGAACCUCAGGCCCAGUAGGACGGUGCCAAGAGGGCCUGUCCUUGUGUCUGAUUGGACCGCAGGCAGCAGGAGGACCUGAGGGAGACCACGGGGGUCUGACCCCCUCCCAGCCCCACCCUCAGACCCUCGGCCAAUCAGAGCCAGCCCAAGCACAGGCACAGUAGUACAACACAGACACAGCAGCAGACAGACAG
Messenger RNA from Oncorhynchus kisutch (coho salmon), 1659 nucleotides. Its product is annotated as ensconsin-like. Lineage: Eukaryota; Metazoa; Chordata; Actinopteri; Salmoniformes; Salmonidae. Gene Ontology annotation, biological process: microtubule cytoskeleton organization. The transcript is spliced from 11 exons. Bases 79 to 1629 code for a protein of 516 amino acids. The record is from RefSeq and is a predicted model, not a curated record. Gene Ontology annotation, cellular component: microtubule cytoskeleton.